AUGUCGGCCAAAAUAGCGAAAACGAUCGCACGACAGAAAGAAAAGAUAGCAGAAGGUAACUUCUACGAAGCGCACCAGCAACUCCGAGUCAUCACAUCGCGCUACCUAAAAGCCGCGGACUACCCGUCGGCCUGCGACGUACUGUUCAAUGGAUCGCUACUCCUCCUACGAGCCGGGCAGGGAGCCUCGGGAGGGGACCUCGCGUUGAUGCUGCUGAAUGACGUCUACAUGAAGGGAGAAUGGGAGUGCAAUGAACAGAACAAGAAGAGGCUGUCGGAGAUACUACAUGCGUUCCCCAAGGACGAGCCCACGCGCAAGAGAUUCAUUACCGAGAUUGUCGGCUGGUCGAGUCGUUUCGGGGACAUCGAGAGAGGAGAUCCCGACCUCCACCAUGAUGCUGGGAAGCUCUAUGCUGAAGAAGGCGAAGCCUACGACGCCGAACGGCACCUGGUGUUGGGCACCUCACACUCACCCCCGGUCCUCGUACACCUACACUACGCAUGGUACAAAGAAGACGCACCACACUUAGCACCCCUCUACGCCUCCCGCUCCGUGCUCCCGUACCUAAUAGUCGGCAACCUGUCGUCCGCGAACAACGCCCUCUCCACAUUCAUCUCGGAACUAACCACGUCCAACCCGCACCUCCUCGCCAUGUCGCAGCCCAUCGAGUCCGCAAAAUCGGGCCUGAGCCUGCGCAUCUUCCCCUCGGUCCCACUGCUCAACUUCCUCUCAUUCGUCGUUCUUGCGGCGCAAAAGGGCGAUGCCGCGCUGUUCAAGCAGUUGGCCAAAUACUACGCUGCGCAUCUCAAAGACGUGGAGGGGCUUUGGGGCGAUGCGCUCGCGCAGAUCGGCGAGAUCUGGUUCGGCAUUAAGAUCCCGAGACAGGGCGGGAAUCCGCUGUUUGAUAUGAUGGGGAGCAUGCUUUUCGGCGGGCAGGGUGGUGCGGGUGCGAAGGGCAGUGGGAGUGGGAGUGGGAGUACGCCCAGGAGCGGCACGCCGAAACCCAUUGCAGGUGGGCCGAAGAAAGAGGUCGAGAAGCUUCCAGCCAUGGAUCUCGAUUGA
Molecule: messenger RNA, 1062 nt
Organism: Exophiala aquamarina CBS 119918
Lineage: Eukaryota; Fungi; Ascomycota; Eurotiomycetes; Chaetothyriales; Herpotrichiellaceae
Exons: 3
Coding region: 1-1062 (353 amino acids)
Biological process (GO): protein insertion into ER membrane
Cellular component (GO): TRC complex; cytosol
Molecular function (GO): protein binding
Source: RefSeq, a predicted model, not a curated record